AGUUUAUUCUGUAAAUACGUGCAGAAUAAUCAAAUUAGAUAAUUAAUUUCAUUGCGAUACUUGAAAGUAAAAUCGUCUUAUUGCUCAUAAGUAAAAAUGGCCUUAUCAAAACCAAUUAUGAACUUAUUGAGUUCUUAUUUACAAAACUUAUAUUUACAUCCUAUUAAAACCAAAGCUAUUACAAGUUGCGUGGUAGGUUCGGUUGGCAGCUUAGCAUCCCAGUUAGUAGCCGGUGAAAAAAUUAAGGUAGACACAAUUUCCGCUUUUGCCUUGUAUGGUUUAUUCUUCGGCGGUACCAUCCCUCAUUAUUUAUAUGAAAUCACAGAAAGACUGUUCCCAGAAGAAGUGGUUGCAUUCCCUCUAGUGAAGAAACUUUUAUUUGAAAGAUUAUUAUUUGCUCCAUUCAUUCAAGCCUUCUCAUUAUACACACUGGCCAGACUGGAGGGCAAAACACACAACUCUGCUACAAAACAGCUGGUUGCCCUAUACUGGCCUAUUUUAGAAGCAAACUGGAAAUGGCUAACAUUGUUCCAAGUUAUCAACUUUGCUUUUAUUCCACCUAUGCUAAGAGUCCUGUUCAUGAAUCUUGUUGGACUUGGUUGGGCAAUGUUCCUGGCCACAAAGCGACGUCAACAACAACAGAAAAAGGAAUGAAAAAAUUUACUAAUGCUCAACACUAGGUGGUGGGUGAUAUAAUCUGUGAUGGGUGACAAACA
This is a messenger RNA of Spodoptera exigua (beet armyworm), 716 nucleotides long. The record is from the annotation of a GenBank genome assembly. Lineage: Eukaryota; Metazoa; Arthropoda; Insecta; Lepidoptera; Noctuidae.